UAUGUCUGUCAAAUAUGAUAUUUGCGAUGCUUCAGACGAAUCAUCUGAAUCAGAUUUUCUAGAUCAAAGUUUAAGUGUUUGGAGAGGGUGGACAGUAUAUGAAAAGGAGGCAGGUUUUAGUCCGACACCUAUUGAUAUUUUUACAGCAUCUAGUCUUGGAUUAUACAGUUCUGUUUUACAUAAUCUUAAAAGUUGCAACGUAAACAAUCAGAAUGUAAGCGGUUGGACAGCUCUUAUGUACGCUUCUUACAUUGGCCAUGUUGAUAUUGUGGAUGUAUUAUUACGAGAAAAUGCUCUAACUGAUAUAAGCAACAAAAAAAAGAGAACAGCAUUAAUGUUAGCUUCAUCAUGUGGCAAUCAAAGCGUCACUCACAGGCUUCUAGAAGCUGGAAGUAAUAUGGAAUUGAUCGACGAAUCUGGGUGGACAGCGUUAUACCAUUCAACUCACUAUGGUCAUCAAAGUGUUGUUAAAUUCCUUUUGAGUCGUGGAGCAAAGACGAACAUCGUAGAACGUCAUAUGGGCAUGACACCAUUUAUGGAAGCUGCUAUACAAGGUCAUGAAAUAAUAGUUCAGGAAUUCUUAAAUUACAAUGUUGAUAUCUCUAUUCGGAAUAAGCAAGGGGAAACAGCUAGAUCUUUAGCAUUACUAAAAGGAUUCACCAAAGUUGUAUCGUUAAUUGAUAAUCAUCUUUAUGCUAAUCAACGUCCGCUUCGAUCUCGACCAGGUCUGGGGCGCUCUAUAGAUACUAGUUCAUCUGAGGAGAGCUUAUACGAACAGCGACAAUACAAUAGACCUAGAAGCAAAUUGAAAGCUGUUCCGAAUAUCGGCGAAGGACCAGAGGCUGUUCAAAGACUACUAAAUAAUAUGGAUCCUAUUAAUUCUUUAGGAUUACAAUUUUCAAAUCUGCUAACCAAUCCGGACAAUUUAACCUAUAAUUAUUUAUCGGAAAAUCCUGAUGUUAUACCAAAAGUUUCGGAUAAUGAUAAACAACCAAAAGAUUUAAGAGAGUUCUUAACUGAUAUGAACUUACUAAAGUAUUUACCAACAUUUGAAGAGCAAGAUGUAGAUCUCACCGUAUUUCUUUCCUUAAAUGAUGAUGAUCUCAAAGAACUGGGCGUAAAACUACUUGGACCGAGAAGGAAAAUGAUCAAUGCAAUAAAACGCUUACAAAACAAUUCAGAUGAGCACGUACUUUCACCUUUUGUAUCCGAUACCCUUUUAGCUAAAAAUCGAUUACGAAUUGCGGAAAGACAAAUAGCUGAAUUGCGGGAUGCUUUAUCGAAAGAGAAUCAGCUUAGAGCUAUUUCAGAAAAUUGUCUAAUGGAUGUUAAGCAAAGAUGUUCUGAUUUACAAAAAUUCCCUUCUGCCUUAUACGAACAAAUCAAGGACAUUAGAUCUUAUUAUUCCCAAAUGUGCCUUUAUCAGCAGGAAUUAUGUAGCAGAAACACCGCAGGUUCGGACAAAUCGGUUGUUCAGUUAUCCAACUUGUCUAAUCAACAACUAAUUGAUAGUUUGGUAUCAAUCUCCUCACAUGUUGGAGGAUUAAUCGAAAAACUAUACCACUCUAAGGGAUUCAUAGUGGCUUCUAAUUAUAGUUAA
Molecule: messenger RNA, 1600 nt
Organism: Dimorphilus gyrociliatus
Lineage: Eukaryota; Metazoa; Annelida; Polychaeta; Dinophilidae
Source: the annotation of a GenBank genome assembly